Miscanthus lutarioriparius is the source of this 3792-nucleotide messenger RNA. Lineage: Eukaryota; Viridiplantae; Streptophyta; Magnoliopsida; Poales; Poaceae. The record is from the annotation of a GenBank genome assembly.
AUGCUCCUUACCCAUACUAUCCUCCUACUAGAUGGGAAAUCCCAUCCGGUCACCCACGGGCAAUGGAUUCAUCUUGUUAUUAUUGGCCACCAAGCUGUGGAACUUGGCCGUACAAUCAUGAUAUGCAUCAUUCGCAUCCUUCUGAGUUCCAUUGCUGCUGCAACCGAACAUAUCCUCCUGAUUACUACAGUUUCAGACCCCCAUUCCCUCAAGAACUUCCACCGCCUCAUUUAUACUAUCAUGGGCCAUUUCCACAGCACCCGAAUGCAUGUCCUUCUUACUUUGUCCCAUCACAUCCCUACCCUGUUGAUCAUACACCAUAUGGUUAUGACAAGUUCAAGAGCCAUUGUUGUGGAUGAAAUCAUGUGUGCUCUGGGGCUGAGAAGAGCACUCAAGUAUCCGUUCAUAUGGCUGCCAUCAGGCAAUAUUAAAGGCAAGGAGAAUGGAGAGCAUUAUGAAUUGUCACCUCAGAUUUUAAAUGAAUGGGCUCCUGAGAAUAGCAAGAGAUUAGGGGAUGUGAAGCAACAAGAGCAAGAUAAUCUGAAGGGGAAACAGUUCCAGUGGCCAGUAGUUUGGAUGCCAGCAGGAUAUGAUGCGCCGAAGCAAAAGGCUAAAGAGAUGAAUGACACGGAAGAGACCCCAAAAUCCCCAAAGAUUUCUGAAGAGGCUCCUCAAUCACCCAAGAUCAAGAUCAUUCCCCUGUCUUGGUUUGAGAAUGGUCAUCAACAUGAUCAGAAACCGGCUGCCAGAAAUGGCUCUGGAGACCACAACAACAGAUCAGCAGUGAAGAACCAACCUGUGGUUACUGAUCAUCUAGACAGCAUGACACUGGAAGGAAACCCGAAAACCACUCCAGCUGUGCCCAAGAGUGCAAACGAUGAGAAGAAACCUCUAAGGGAAAACUGCAAGACCACUCCAGUUGUGCCAGAGAAAGAGAUUAAUGAAAAGAAGGCCAGUACUUACAGGACCAUUCCAGUCAUGAAAGAAAAUGAUGAGAAGAAGAUUGGCAUGAGGGAAAAGAAAGAGACAAAGGAGGCAAACAGUGCUGAAAAGGUAGAAGAAAACAGGAAAACAAAACACAGUGACUCAUCAAUAGCUAAGCAUUCAAAAUUGCCCCCAGUAUGCUUACGUGUGGAUCCCUUGCCAAGAAAGAAAUCUGGAAAUGGUUCUUCUAGGUCUCCUAGCCCACCAACAAGGAAGGAUGCUGGCAACGCGAAGGACAUGAAGGACGCCCGGAGCCAGAACCUGGAGCCUAAACAGUCUGGUACAAGUAAUCAUAUCACUGUGUCCGAGGUGAAAGAAAAGUCGCCUUAUGAAAUGAAGAAGGAAAUUGGGUUUAGCAAUGAAACAGAGCAAGCUGCUGCUGUUGAACAUUCACAGAAGGAAGAAGUUCUCACGAGUAAAGAUGACCAGAAGGUACAAGCUGGUAGCACUAUAGUUGGCGCUCAAGAAAAUACAGGGGCGAAGAGCAUACAGGGAGGUGAUGUGCAAGAAAAUGCUGGUGCAGGGAGCUUGAAUGGAUGUGACAAAAGCAAAAAUGAAGAUGGGACGGUGAUUGAAAGUGAAGCUGCAAAAGAUGAUGCUAGCACAUAUAGAGUUAAUUUGUCAGAACCAGAUGCGGCAGUCCGUAUUCAGUCUGCAUAUAGAGGGUAUGAUGUUCGAAGAUGGCAACCUUUGGAUAAGCUCCGGAAGAUCAGGCAUGUGCAUGAACAGAUGCAAGGUGUGAAGAAGCAGCUUCAAUGCCUUGAAGAUUCUUGCAAUAAGCCAACACAAAAAGAGCAAGUGGCCAUUGGUGAAACUAUUAUGAAUUUACUCCUGAAGCUUGACACAAUCCAGAGCUUGCAUCCAAGUGUAAGGGAAGCUAGGAAGUCUGUUGCUCGAGAACUGAUUUGCUUGCAGGAGAGGCUUGAUACUCUAUGCAGAGCACCAUCUGGGGAGUUGGAUCACACAAAUAGUAAUGAUGAUGAAUCUGAGAGGACCGAGAGCAUUAUCCAAACUGCAGCUCCUACUGUAACAACUGAAGCUUCUGAUAGACAGGAAAGAGCGGUUGAAAUGGGUAAGAUAGAAGAACCAUCUUCAGUGACCAUGGAGCCAUGCAACGCAGUUCCAUCUGGAGUUUCCUGGGAGGUGAGGCCAGAUGCAGACUCCAGUGAGGAGAAGAAUGAAAAACAAGAGUCAUGUAGCACCACAGUGGACGAAGCACAUGAAGAAGGGAAAGCUGAGGGACAUAUUGAAUUUCAGGUAGCAUCAUCGAUGGAUAUGAUAAGUGAUGAAGCUUUUACAGAACAUCCCACUGACAACCAGGAGCACGGAAUUGGAGAAUCAAAUGUUAAUUCAGUGGAACAAGUGACUGAAGAAGAGAAACCAGCAGCUGAGGAUGAAGUAAAAGAGUCGUCAUUAGUGAAUUCCACGGCGCCAUUGUAUGAUACAGCUUCGUCAGGGGAUUCUAGUGGACUGAAACAAUACACAGCUUCAACCGAUCAGAAUCUCGAUGCUGAAUCAAAUACAGGGUUUUCUCCUGCAUCCACUGAGGACAUUGACAUAAGUGCUCUGACUGCAUCUGUGGAAAGUGAACUGGCAACUGAGAAAGAUGGCCCCGUUGACAGUCAGGUGCAUGAAACUGCAGCUCUAGAAAAUGUGGAACUGAAAGAUGAUGUUUCUUCUGCUGAAAAUGAGCAUAACAAAUCGAGCAGCCCUGUUGUUCAUUUGGAGGAUCCACUGGUACCUUUGAAGGACGUAGAGCAGCAUGGUCUAACUCCUGCAAAGAACUUUGUUGUGUCUGAAACAGAAGGUCAACAAGAAGCCAGGGAUAUCAGCUUGCAGGUACAAGCUGUGGAUUCCAUUGAAGAUUCAGGCAAAGUACCAGAUGGAACCACAGAGGCUUCGACCAAUGAUGAUUUAGAACUGGAUACUUCUGCAGAUGUAGAAAAGCAUGAUCAACCUACCAUGCUGGAACCAAGAUUGGAGUCUGUCUCUGCCCCAUUACUAACUGUCUUGGAUGAGUCUGACGAUGAAAUGCAAUGUGGUGUUUCUGACAAGGAUGAGGUACCACAUGUGGAUGAGAAAACUGAAACUAGUGUUGACAAGGUAACCGGAGGUUCUGCAAAUUGCGAGGAUCCUCUUUUUGAGGCAUCCAUGAAGGAACCUGACAUUCAGGAGAGUCACCCUAGCCAUGGAGAAGAGGCAGACGAUACAAUAGGUGAAACAAUCUUCCCUGAUUCAGACAGUUGUGAAUUAUCAUGUCCACACGAUGGUGGAAUCACAGUAUGCGAGGGACCUGAGAUGAAGGUGUCAUCAGAGAACCAAACUGAUGCUCAGAAAGAAAACAUCCAUUCAGAUGUCUCCGAGACAGAUGAAUGCACUAAGACUCGGAAAGCUGCUCCAGUAGGCAUGGAGGGAGAAAUUUCUGCUGAAGAUUCUGAUGUGCGGGUGUCUGAGAUGGACAAAUGCAAUGAGAUGCUGAAGGAAGCUCCAGCACAUGUAACAGGUGCAAAUCCUGCUGAAGAUGAAGCUUCCCUGAAAGAAGACAUCACUGUGCAGACAGAGAACAAGGCUUCUGCCACCCCAUCUCCUGAUGAUCCAAAGGUCAAUGACGAGAAGAAGCUGGCAGAAGAAAACCAGAAGCUGAAAGAGCUUCUGCAGAAGCUUCUCGCGUCCGGCAAUGAUCAGAUGGGGGUCAUCACAGACCUAGGUGAGAAGGUCAAAGCGCUCGAGCAGAAGCUGGCACGCAAGAAGAGACCAAAGGUGAGGGUGCACAGGCCGUCCAGGCAUGCGACUGCCAAAGUCCACUGA